Messenger RNA from Phycodurus eques (leafy seadragon), 8317 nucleotides. RefSeq names its product neurofascin homolog (chicken) a (gene nfasca). Gene Ontology annotation, molecular function: cell-cell adhesion mediator activity. The record is from RefSeq and is a predicted model, not a curated record. NCBI's taxonomy places the organism in Eukaryota, Metazoa, Chordata, Actinopteri, Syngnathiformes, Syngnathidae. Gene Ontology annotation, biological process: brain development; cell-cell adhesion. The transcript has 33 exons. The coding region runs from base 359 to 4474 and encodes 1371 amino acids.
GAGGGAGAGCAGAGAUCGCAUACAGCCCGAGAGGCACUGAGAUCUGAGAGCGCUAGAGAAACACAGACAGAAAGAUUAAGAAAAAAAAGAGGAUGAAUGAAAAAGAUGAAUAGCAAAUAGCAACAACGACAUUUUCACAUCCUGUCACCUGUGGUGUUUUUUUGGGGGGGAUUGAUACAGAUGGAGACACAGAACUUGUAUGACAACCUGGAUUUAAGAGUUACAUUGUGACAGGUGCGCAAAUUGGUCACAGACGGAAUAUUUGUGUCUUCAUCAUUAUUAAGGUCGGCAGUGUGACUGAUCAGAGAAAUAUCAAGUCUGUCAGAAGUGGUAAGACCAGCCAAUCAGCAGGGGAGAGAUGAUGAUGCAGGGCAGGCAAUUGGCCCUGGCUUUAAUGUUAUUGCACCUGCUGCUAUGGCACGAAUCUGUGACUAUCGAAGUACCACAAGACCCAAAGAUCCUGGCAGACCUGAGACAGCCCCCUACUAUAACCAAGCAGUCGGUGAAGGACUACAUUGUUGACCCCAGAGAUAACAUCAUCAUCGAGUGUGAGGCCAAGGGCAACCCGGUGCCAACGUUCUCAUGGCGAAGGAAUGGGAAGUUUUUCAACAUUGGAAAAGAUCCGCGUGUAACAAUGCGGAAACGCUCGGGAACCCUUGAAAUCGGUUUUCGUAAUGGAGGACGGCCAGAAGAUUAUGAAGGAGAGUACCAGUGUUUUUCCGGCAAUGAUCAUGGCUUGGCGAUGUCCAACAAAAUUCUACUCCGGGUCUCCAAGGCACCUCUGUGGCCUAAGGAGGUGCUGGAGCCAGUGGUGGUGACUGAAGGCUCCUCACUCGUCCUCCCCUGCAACCCACCUCCAGGCCUCCCUCCUCCAUUCACUUUCUGGAUGAACAGUAUGAUGAGUCCGAUCCCACAGGAUAAGCGAGUGUCCAAGGGUUUAAAUGGAGACUUGUACUUUUCCAAUGUCAUGGCCCAAGAUGCCCAGAAUGACUUUAGCUGCAGUGCUCGCUUCCUCUUCACUCACACGAUCCAGCAGAAGAACCCCUUCACUCUCAAAGUUUUUACCAACGAUCCUUAUAAUGACACCUCUUACAAUGACAGUGACCCAUAUGGUGGCCGUAAAGUUGUUGAGUCGACGCCAACCUUCCUCUCACCGUUGGGAAGUGAGAGUGCCAAAAUGGUGCUGAGAGACGAGCAACUGUUGUUGGAGUGUAUUGCUGCUGGACUCCCCACACCGACUACCAAAUGGUUCAAGAAAGGCGGUGAUCUGCCAGGACGGAAGGUGAAGUUUGAGAAUUACAACAAGACAAUGAAGAUUAUCAAUGUGUCAGAGGAGGACGCUGGGGAAUAUGUAUGCAUGGCCAACAAUCAUUUAGGUAGCAUACGUCACUCCAUUUUUGUUCAAGUCAAAGCGGCUCCUUACUGGCUAGACAAACCAACAAAUCUGGUGCUUGCUCCAGAAGAGAAUGGACGCCUGGUGUGUCGGGCAAAUGGCAACCCUAAACCGAGCAUCCAAUGGCUGGUUAAUGGUCUACCUAUAGACAGCUCUGUGCCCGAUCCUAGUCGACAAAUGAUGGGUGACACCAUCAUCUUCCGCUCAGUGCAGAUGGGAAGCAGUGCAGUCUACCAGUGCAACGCCUCGAACCAGCACGGUUAUCUGCUGGCCAAUGCCUUCGUCAGUGUCAUUGAUAUGCGUCCAAGGAUGCUCGGCCCGAAAAAUCAACUGAUAAAAGUCAUUGAGAACAACCGCACCUUUUUGGACUGUCCCUUCUUCGGUUCCCCUUUUCCAGAGUUACGCUGGUUUAAGAACGGUCAGGGCAGUGGCCUGGAUGGUGGUCAGUAUCGUGCUUACAUGAACGGCACCCUAGAGAUCAAACGGGCCAGAGCAGAGGACGAGGGCACCUACACCUGUGUGGCCAGCAGCAUUUUGGGCAUGGCCGAAAACCAGGUCCGCCUGGAGGUCAAAGAGCCGAGUCGUAUAGUUCGUGCCCCCGAACACCAGUCAGCCAUCAGAGGUUCCACAGCUCGUUUUGACUGUAAAGUGAAGUUUGAUCCCAGCCUGCCUGUCACUGUGGCUUGGACAAAGGAUGACAAGCCUAUCUAUCUCGGAUGGAGGCUGAGGAAAGAUGAGGAAUCACUGACCAUCCCAAACAUCAACGAGGGAGAUGAGGGAAUUUACACAUGUACUGUUAAAACAGAGAUUGACCAGGACUCAGCCUCGGCCCGUCUUACUGUCUUAGAAGAAGCCUCCCUCAACCCCUCAGUUUCUAGUGCCUUGCCUCCAGACCGCCCAGAUCCUCCAAUGGAUCUAGAACUGUCAGAUCCAGCAGCCCGAAGCGUUCGCCUCACCUGGAUCCCUGGAAAUGACCACAGAAGCCCUGUGACAGAAUUUCUGGUCCAGUUUGAGGAGGACCGCUGGGAGCCAGGAAGAUGGCAGGACCUGGCCACCUAUCCCGGGGACCUCAACUCCGUCAUUCUGCAGCUCACUCCUUUUGUAAACUACCAGUUCAGAGUUAUCUCCAUUAAUGCAGUGGGCCACAGUGAACCAAGCCACCCUUCACCAAAAUACCAGACGAGUAGCGCUGCUCCUGACGUCAUACCCAGAGGCCUCCGAGGCUGGGGCUCGGAGAAAGACAACAUGGAGGUCACUUGGGAGCCCCUGCUUGAUCUGGAGAAAAACGGUCCUAAUCUGCACUACUGCGUGUGGUGGAGACGAAAAGAUUCUGAUGGCGAGUGGAACAAUGUGACCAUUAUAGGACUCAAACAUGUUGUUCGCAACACAGAAACCUAUGUGCCCUAUGAGAUCAAAAUCCAGGCCAGGAAUGAGCUUGGAGCAGGACCAGAGUCUAAUGUGGUAAUUGGAUACUCAGGAGAAGACAAACCCACCAGUGCUCCAACUGAGCUGCACGUUUCUAAGGUGGACAGUAGCAAAGCAAACAUCCAAUGGAAGCCUGUCGACCAGGUCUCAGUCCGGGGAGAAUUCAAAGAGUACAGACUGUACUACUGGCGUGAAUCCAGUCAUGUCCCUGGUUUGGUGUUUCGUAAGGAGAACAAGACCAAAGGUUUCUACACCACCGUGGCUGAGCCGUCUGCCAUCCUCAGUGACCUCGUGCCCUUCUCGCGAUAUAAGAUGUUUAUGGUUGCAGCCAACAAUCGUUACGAGGGUCCACCUAGCAACACUGUUGAAUUCAGCACAAAGGAAGGAGUGCCGGAUGCUCCCAGUUUUUUCAGGAUCAAGCGAAGAGGUUUUGAUUCCAUUCACCUGGAAUGGGACAAACCUUUGGAGCCAAAUGGCCUUCUGAUUGGAUACCAGCUCAAAUACCAAACAGCCAAUGGAUCCAGGCAAGGUCGACCUCGUCUCGAGACUUUCCUUCCAAAUGUAACAGAGUUCACACUCCGUCUUCCGGAUCGAUCAACCCGCUACAACUUCUACCUGUCAGCGCUCACCCAGGUGGGAGCAGGGGAGAUCUUUGCUGAGGAAUCCCCCUUCUUUGCCAAUGAAGAAAACUUUACUGAUGCUACAGGUCUAGUUGAGCUUACGGAUGCCUCUUGGGCUUCAGAUUUCACUGUUACUCCUCCUCCUCUCGCUCCUCUUCCUCCCACUACUGCUGCUCCUACAGCCAUUAGUACCUCAACUUCUACUACCACGACCACUAUUACAAUGUCUACGACGACUACAACAACUGCUACUACCAUCGAUACAACUGAUGCAGGCCCUCCCACUCCACCUCCUGUGCUGGUCAUCAACAAGAAUAUUGAUAAGAAUGUGUUGGUGGCCCAUGGGCGAGAAAUCUGGAAUCUGACGGUGGAGCACAACAGUAACUACACUAACGUCAGCUGGAGACACAACUUCCCGGCCGGCAGCAGCAAGUUUGUGCUAGAGUUCACACUGGACAGCGACAAGACAAUGAAAACUGUACGAGUGACACAACAACCCCCUAUUACAGUGGCGGAUUUGAUUGUGGGUGCCAAGUACCAUCUGAGGGUUUACUCCCAUGAGCUCAGCAGCGUCACCAGCAAAUCUGUCACCUUUGAGACCAAAGCAGCCUACAUUGACCAGGUAGACAUCGCAACUCAGGGCUGGUUCAUUGGCUUGAUGUGCGCCAUUGCCCUCAUCAUACUGAUCCUUCUUAUUGUCUGCUUCAUCAAAAGGAGUCGUGGAGGCAAAUAUCCAGUCCGAGAUAAAAAAGAUCUUCCUUUGGAUGCUGUUGAUCACAAAGACCCAGAUGGAUCCUUUGAUUACCACAGCGAUGAGGACAACAAGCCUCUUCAAGGUAGCCAAACAUCACUGGAGGGCAAUGUGAAGGAGAGCGACGACAGCCUGGUGGACUACGGUGAAGGCGGCGAUGGCCAAUUCAAUGAGGAUGGGUCUUUCAUCGGUCAGUACACAGUGAAGAAGGACAAGGAUGAGACGGAAGGCAAUGAGAGCUCAGAGGCCACCUCACCGGUCAAUGCCAUCUACUCCCUGGCAUAGUACUGCAUAACACAACUUUUUACACUCAUUUACAUGGCCUGCUUUGGAGUGUUGUUGAUGCGCACACAGAUGAAGACUGUCUAUGAAAAUAGGAAAAGAACUGGUCCUCUUCAGUGACUGUGUAGGCCCUCCUCCGCAGGUAAAGUGAGAUAAUACUGGAGAGAAAUUAGAAUUCAUGCCUUUAUUUUACAUUUCCAGAACUUGGAAAAUCGUCACAUGGAGAAGAAAUUUGGUAAAAGUGCUAAUUUCGCUUUGUGCUCAGCCUACCUUUUAUCCACACAGACUUCAGUGUGCCUUCGGGGUAGCUUUCAGCGGUUUAAGCCAUCGAAAAGCACUCUGCAUAUUGUUUCCCAUUAUUUCAUCAAGAUUUUCAGUCAUUCUCUUUUGGUUUUAGACAGUGAUGUUCAGCCUAUAACCAACAAACUCACCAGGAUGCUAGCAGAUAUGUUUAUCAUAUUGAGAUAUACGCAAAGAAAGAGUUUAGUUUUUCCUCAGCUGGUAGAUGACUCAUUAAAUCUUAAUGAAUACUGUACGCAGUCCUGGCACACAAUUAAGUGCCCCUUACAUCUAUGCACUACCACCACCACCAUGCCAUUUCAUAUUCCUUAAUACACAGCUUCUUUUGUGUACCCCUUGCUGGCUAUAUCACACCAUUACAAUCACUUUGCCUUUUAAACUGUGGUAAAAAUGCUUUUCUAACACUGAAUCCAAUGUUGUAGUGCAGAUGUCCUAUAUGGUAAACACAAAAAAAGCCAUAUCUGCUAAUAGCAGCUCUGACAGAGUAUGUUGGUAAUGUAUCCCAUUUGUACAAAAACUACUUAUUUUGGAGCAUGGUAGUAGUUUAAUUAAAGAAAAAUUGGAAGGCAACAAAGAGUUACUUUUGCUUGAGGAACACCACUAGAAAAAAAUUAUUGUCUUGUAAGUAUGCUGACUGAUUCUGUCACAUUUGUUUACUGAACUAUUCUAAAGUGUACAUGAUGAUUAUCUUUUCCCACUGUUUACUCACACUUUAUUUAAUUCAUUUCAUACCAACACUGCAGCAUCUAUUUAACAUAAUAAUCUCAUAAUCACACAUGAUAAUGGCAUAAAUAGCUAUUAUAUAUUAUUAUAGCCUACUACUUUCUUAAAAGUAUUUUCUUAUUGGUGACAGCAGCAAAAGUUCCCCAUUUGUUUUUAGCUGAGAUUAAUACCGAUUAGAACAUAUACCGGUAUGCAUGCAGUCUCAUUGUAGGGCAUGAAUGGAGUGUCAGAAUUUGAGAUCCUGAAGGUGUGUUUAUAUUAAUUUUUUCCCUUUGUUUCAUUUCAAGCUAAAUAUUUCACAUUGGUUCUUUAGUUUGGUACCACCUCUUUCCAUCUAAUAAGAAAACAGUUUGCAUCUAUAGAUUUGGCAGCAAUCAAGAUUCACGGUACUGUAUACUGCAAUAUGUAAGUAGUAUCCUCGCCCAACCUGAAUAAGGUUGUUAAUAUCUGACCUGGGCCAGCUGAAUAGAUGAAGUGCUGAGUUUGGGAAGACAGCCCACUGAAGUAGUAACAAUAUCAUACACAUAUCAAGGCAAAUAGGAAUGUUUGAUUAUUAUUAUUAUUAUUAUUUGCAAGUAAUUGCAAAACACACCACAGUAUGUGUAGCAUUGUGAGUAUACAAUAAUGGUCUUGCUCACCAUAAUAGCAGGACCUGAUGGCAAAGUAAUGGCACAAAUCUCUUUUCUCUAUUCUGGAGGACAGAAAUGUGUCAGUCUGUCCAAAUAGGCUUUUUAAACAAUCCUUUGGCAACUUUGCAUCAAAUUUUAAUCCAUAAAAUCAUCUUCAAGUUUAAUAUGAACCUAUCUUUUACAGAAGUUUAAACAUCCUUGUUUGUUUUUUUAAAAUGCAAUCCAUUCCUUAAACAGUUGAACAAAGCUUCAGAUAUGCAUAUAAAUUGAAGAAACGUAGCAUGACAAAAAUACAUUCAUUUGACACAAAACAGGGAAAUGAGAAAUAUCAAGGACCUCAUUUUAGAAGAAAAACAAGUCAGUAACAGGUGUACACAAUGUACGUCGCUUGUUAUUCCCACAGCUGCUGACUGAUUUGUCAUGUCUUUAUUCUAACUAGAAUGGCUGACUAUCUACAUUUAUUCAGCACAAUUAAAUUUAGCACGAGAGAGUAGUGCUAAAUCCAAAAUAUUUUAAAUUUUCUGCAGUGAGCAACUGAAGUUAACAUUUUAUAUUAGACUUUUAUUUUUUUUUAUAUUUAUUGCUUUAUGUGGCUACUAUUAAUUCAUUAAUAUUAAUAAUAAAGUAAGCAUUUAUUUAAUAAUUAUUAGACAAACAUUUUAGACCAAUUUGUUUCAUGUGAGAAAUAGCCAAAAUUUUUCCAGAAUCAGUUAUUGUUCAUUAUGACACCUUAAACUCAGUAUGGAAGUGUUACAUGUUCAAUAUAUUUUUGUAGAAACUGGCUUUUCUGAAAUAACAAAUGAAUUUUGUUGUCAUACAUCAGAAAAUUGUCAUGUUCAUCGAGACAUUGUGCUGCUCUUCUUGUACCCAUGUUCUAUUACUGUCGCUCUUGUUAUUCAGAAUUAUGUCCGUCCACACAGAAAAGAAAUGUUGGUGUUUGAUAUUUAUUUGGCAUACAUUAUGUACAUCUGCAUCCACACAAACAAAUAACCACUCUUGUAAAUAUUGAAAUGUUUUUCCCAAAUGCUUUAUCCAACAACAAAAAAUAACAGUCACUAAUUUGUACCUGCAAAGAAAAUGCAACAGGCAUUUAAUCUGUCUGGCACCCUUGCUAUGUAGCUUUGACUAACAUUUGCACUCUGGAAGAAAAAAAAAAAAAUCCCACUCCACUUAAUGUUACCCGUUGCUUUGACAUUGUAAGACACUGUCCCAAAUACAUCAGUUUAUUUUUGAUUGAUGGUUUUAAGUAAAUAUUCAAAAAUGAUUACUGUAGAAACCGAACAGAAAAGAAGUUCUCUGUUAUGAAAAUAUGACCGUACAGAAGUUCAACUGACGUUUUGCAUUUGUAGCACACAUUCGGUUUAUAGGCCUGGAAAAAUAUGCAUUUGGUAAAACUAACUUUCGUUUUGGUGUUAUUCUUAUUUCUCAUAUAAUAUGAAUAAUCUCAUAUAAAAUCUGAACCUUUAAGAAUCUUGUGAGGCACAUGGAAAUACUUGUGGCAAAUUCCACACUAGAAACUGUAGUGUCUGAAAAGGUCUUCCAACAUUUUCAAGAUGAGUGUGAAAUGAGUCCUAUACAUCACAAUACAUGGAACAAAAACACUGAUUCAAGCAACAGCCAUAGUUCUGGCCAUGUUUUUAAACACCAGGGAUACCUCUUUCCCUGUAAUCAUGGUCCACUCCAAAGUGUACUUGACUGUACUUCAGCAGCUUACUCAAAAUAAUGCCCACAGCCUGGAGCUCAUAGAAAGCAGAUGUUGUAAACUGGUCAUAUGACAAACAAGAGAAAAUAUGCACAUUUACCCUCCUUGUCCUUUUGUUGUGCACAUUUUUUUCAUUGGAAACGAGUCCAGUUCGAGUCUUCUCACUGUCUACCCCUGACCCUUCAUGAAAGGAAAAAAUGUCAAUGUGCCGUUGUACACUGUGUUUUACUUAUACAAUAGAACAUUUGCAACUUAAUGAUUUAUUAUGCUCUUUGGCUUUUAUACAAUUAAUUAUCACAUGGACAUCUUUUUUAUUAUGUUUAUCAGAGCAGUGUGUCUUGUUUUGACAUGUAAUUAACAGCUUUUGUAAGAAACAUCUACCCAAUAAUAAAAUAAAAGUCAAACGUAUUCACCAUGUACGCGUGUAUGAUGCAAUGUUGCAACUUCUGCUACCGAAGCCCUCUUUAUAGUAAAGCUAUUUUCUUUUCUCUA